AUGCCGAAGAGAACUAAGGGUGAAAAACUUAAAUAUUACACAGAGAAAAUUAGAAAGCUAAACGAAAUAAAUAAUCGAAGGAGUAUACGUCGUAGAAUUAUACAGUCUGAGUCAUCAGAUGAAAAUUCAGAUGUCGAAACGCAAUCGCAAUAUAACCAAAACGAGGGUAGUUUACCACGCGCUGUAUUAAUAGACGACGAGAUAAUGGAACGUGAUAUUAGGAUGGAAGCUGUAGAUACUCCCCAGGUUGAAAUGGGGACUCCAGAGGUUGCAUCGCAUCCAGAACUAACGUUCGAAUACUUGCAAGCUCUCGGGGACGCCGUCGAUGAGGUGCCGCAAUAUGGAGAGGAAAUCCAUAGUAACUUAGCGCAAAGCCUAUCAGAAAAAAUUAAAGCGGCAAAAAUUAUAGAAAAACAAGGGCUUUCUAUCAAGAAAAACGUUUCCUGUUACGAAACCAUCUACAUCCUUUUUACGACCGCGGCCGGAAACUGGACAGGCCCUCCCCGGUUCCCGUCGAACAGGGGGGGCGUACAGCACCGCGGCGGCGACGAUGACGUCAGCGGCGCGACGGGCAUUGGCGGGGAACACACCACAACCGCCGUCGCAAGCGCGCUUCAGCCAUCCAAACAGGCAACGUGCCUUUCCGACGCAUCGACGUUAACACAGGUCGCAAGAGCAAGGACAACGCCUCUCUCCUACCCUGGGAGCAGCGAUACUUUGCGGCUCGCAUUCUCCAGGCGUGGUGUGCCCGACCAAGCACUAGAUCUAAUCUGCGCUUCACUAUCUGCAAAUACGAUUCGUCAGUAUAGCGUAACAUUUAAAGUUUGGUGGGAGUUUUGUAUUCUAAAUAAGUUUAAUCCUCUGGAACCUUCAGUUCAUGCUGUAAUAUCAUUUAUAACACAUCAAUAUAACCGGGGAGAUUCCUAUGGAUCUAUUAGUACUCAUCGAUCGGCGUUGUCCUUACUGCUAGGGCAUGACGUAGGUACAGAUGAUCGUAUUUCAAGAAUAUUAAAAGGUGUGUACAAGUUAAGGCCCAGUGUACCUAAAUAUAAAAACACUUGGGAUCCACAAGUCGUUUUAAGUAAAUUAGAGACGUGGUAUCCUAAUUCUGAACUUAGUUUAGAAAAACUUACGAAAAAACUUGUAAUGCUGCUAGCUUUAUGUACUGCACAUAGGUUGCAAACAUUUUCUUUGAUAAAGAUUAAUAAUAUUAAAUGUUUUGCGAGUGUAAUUAAAAUUUAUAUAAUUGAUAUUAUUAAAACAUCAAGACCUGGUAAAGAUCAGCCAAUUUUAAGCUUGCCUUUCUUUUUAGAAAAUCCAAGUAUAUGCCCGGCUAAAACAUUACAGGAGUAUAUUGCUAAAACAAUAAAUUUAAGACCUAGUAAUGUAGAAAAUUUAUUGAUUACUUUCAAACGACCUCAUAAAGCUGCCACUGCCCAAACUAUAGGUCGCUGGCUAAAACAGACAAUGGGGGAAUGCGGGGUGGAUGUGGCGGUGUUCAGCGCGCACAGCACGCGACACGCCGCCACCUCCGCCGCACACUCCUCCGGCGUGUCUAUUGACGUGAUACCUGUUGACUGCUUCACCAACACACAAAGACAUUUGAGCCCUUUAUUCGAGAAAUCGUUUAAAAUACCAUUACUCGAAUCGAGCAAAAGAAGUUUUCUGAAAAGAGAGUUAGACGACAUAACGUUUGAUAAU
Messenger RNA from Brenthis ino (lesser marbled fritillary), 1701 nucleotides. NCBI's taxonomy places the organism in Eukaryota, Metazoa, Arthropoda, Insecta, Lepidoptera, Nymphalidae. The record is from the annotation of a GenBank genome assembly.